Cyphomyrmex costatus is the source of this 1225-nucleotide messenger RNA. Its product is annotated as enoyl-CoA delta isomerase 1, mitochondrial. NCBI's taxonomy places the organism in Eukaryota, Metazoa, Arthropoda, Insecta, Hymenoptera, Formicidae. The transcript has 6 exons. The coding region runs from base 345 to 1175 and encodes 276 amino acids. Gene Ontology annotation, biological process: fatty acid beta-oxidation. Gene Ontology annotation, cellular component: mitochondrion. The record is from RefSeq and is a predicted model, not a curated record.
GAAAAAGUGCUAAGAAUUCAGUACGGAUAGUACAAUCUGAGAAAUUCUCAGCGUUAUCAAAGUGCUUCCAAUAUACAUUGAUUAAAGCGGAACGGCCUUAUUCUAUAUGCAAUCUACGCGCUGCAUAUGUAUAACGCAACCUAAGUCCACGUUUUGUGAACUCUAGAAGUGCUUCAAAAUAAGAUACCAGCUGAAUCCCGGAGCAACACUAUAACUCAGGCUUCUUUUUGCCAUAGCUCUCAACUCCAAUGAGCGCAUAGGAGAGAGUAAAAGCUAUUGUUUAAAAUUCAUCAACUGUACUCGCCACCGAUUACUGCAAAAACUGACCAUAUUAUUUAGUUACAAUGACUAUUUUAAAGACUCUAAUUGCCGGAGGACAAAUAUGUCUCAAAAGAUUUUAUGCUACAAGUCCAAAAUUUAUUGAAGUUACACAAGACAAUGGUAUCGAAAUUAUAUCUAUGGCAAGAAAACCUGUUAACUGUUUAAAUACAGAGUUGCUAAAUGAACUGAAGCUUUUAAUAUCAGAAGCUCAAAAUAAUCGUAGUAAAGGCAUUAUAUUAACGUCGUCCCUACCAACUGUAUUCUCAGCAGGAUUAGACAUUAUGGAACUCUUUACAACUGAUAAAGGGAAACUUAUUGACUUCUGGCGAACAUUACAAGACACUUGGUUGACUGUUUACAGUUCGGCUAUACCGAUUGCUGCUGCUAUCAAUGGCUCUAGUCCUGCGGGUGGCUGUCUAUUCGCAAUGUCUACAGAAUAUAGAGUCAUGGUUGAAGGCAAGCAUGUUAUAGGCUUAAAUGAAACACAAUUAGGUAUGGUUGCUCCAAAAUGGUUCAAGGAUGUUUAUAUCUCAUUGCUUGGCUAUCGACAAGCUGAACUGGCGCUUUUAAAAGGAGCCAUGUUUAAGCCUGAGAAGGCACUGCAGCUUGGACUUAUAGAUGAACUCGCUAAAGAUAAAGCGGACGCAAUUGAAAAGUGCAAAAAUUACAUAUUAUCUUUUGAUAAUAUACCAGGUUUGGGAAGGACCAUCACCAAGGUAGACUUACGAAACGACUUGAUUCAGUGGUUGAAGGAAAAUAAGAAGGCUGAUACCGACAAUUUCGUGAACUAUGUGCAAUCACCAAAAGUACAAGAUGGCCUUAAACUUUACGUUGAAUAUUUGAAGAAGAAGUAAUAAUAGAUAUCUUGAAAUGAGACAAUAUAUUUCUGUUAUAUUUUACCAAU